GGAAAAGGCGGGACCUAAGGAGCACGUUACGUCCGGACGCGUAGGUGGUGGGGCUGGAUCUCCGAACCUGAAAUUGGGAGUUUCGCACUCGUGUUCGCUGUUGAGGAGCUCCCCACGGGGUUGUAGAGUUUGGACCUCAUGGCAGAGAUAAUUCAGGAGCGCAUAGAAGAUCGGCUCCCGGAAUUGGAACAGCUGGAGCGCAUUGGACUGUUCAGUCAUGCGGAGAUUAAGGCUAUCAUUAAGAAGGCUUCUGAUCUAGAGUACAAAAUCCAGAGAAGAACCCUUUUCAAGGAAGACUUUAUCAAUUAUGUUCAAUAUGAAAUUAAUCUUUUGGAGCUGAUCCAAAGAAGAAGAACACGCAUUGGAUAUUCAUUUAAGAAGGAUGAGAUUGAGAAUUCUAUUGUACACCGGGUACAAGGUGUUUUCCAGCGUGCCUCAGCAAAAUGGAAAGAUGAUGUUCAACUUUGGCUCUCCUAUGUGGUUUUUUGUAAGAAGUGGGCUACUAAAACUCAACUUAGCAAGGUAUUCUCUGCCAUGUUGGCGAUUCAUUCCAACAAACCAGCUUUGUGGAUUAUGGCAGCCAAAUGGGAAAUGGAAGAUCGAUUGUCUUCAGAAAGCGCAAGGCAACUCUUUCUUCGGGCACUGCGCUUUCAUCCACAGUGCGCAAAACUUUAUAAAGAAUACUUUAGGAUGGAGCUGAUGCAUGCGGAAAAACUGAGGAAAGAGAAGGAAGAAUUUGAAAAAGCCAGUAUGGAUGUGGAGCAUCCUGAUUAUUCUGAAGAAAUCCUUAAGGGCGAGUUGGCACGGAUCAUCUACAAAAAUUCUGUAAGCAUAAUUAAAGGUGCAGAAUUUCACGUGUCACUGCUUUCAAUUGCACAGCUAUUUGACUUUGCCAAAGAUCUACAAAAAGAGAUUUAUGAUGACCUUCAGACUCUACACACAGAUGAUCCUCUCACUUGGGAUUAUGUAGCAAGGCGAGAAUUAGAGAUCGAGUCACAGACAGGAGAAGAGCAGCCCACAACGAAACAAGCCAAAGCAGUGGAGGUUGGCCGGAAGGAGGAGAGAUGCUGUGCUGUAUAUGAAGAGGCAGUGAAGACUCUGCCAACAGAGGCCAUGUGGAAGUGUUACAUCACCUUUUGCUUGGAAAGAUUUACUAAGAAGUCAAGUAGUGGGUUCCUUAGAGGGAAGAGGUUGGAAAGAACCAUGACUUCAUUCAGGAAGGCACAUGAACUGAAGCUUCUGUCAGAAUGCCAAUACAAGCAGUUGGUUUGUCUGCCGUUGUGGAUUUCCUGGGCAGAGUGGAGUGAAGGUGCCAAAAGCCAAGAAGACACUGAGGCAGUCUUUAAGAAAGCUCUCUUAGCUGUUAUAGGUGCCGACUCAGUAACCCUGAAGAAUAAGUACCUGGAUUGGGCUUAUCGAAGUGGUGGCUACAGAAAGGCCAGAGCUGUGUUUAAAAGUUUACAGGAGAGCCGUCCAUUUUCAGUUGAGUUUUUCAGGAAAAUGAUUCAGUUUGAAAAGGAGCAAGAAUCCUGCAAUAUGGCGAACAUAAGAGAAUAUUAUGAGAGAGCUUUGAGAGAAUUUGGAUCCACAGAUUCUGAUCUUUGGAUGGAUUAUAUGAAAGAAGAAUUGAACCACCCCCUUGGUAGACCUGAGAACUGUGGACAGAUCUACUGGCGAGCGAUGAAAAUGUUGCAGGGAGAGUCAGCAGAGGCAUUUGUAGCUAAACAUGCUAUGCAUCAGACUGGCCAUUUGUGAAGAGGAAGAAUACAGCCUGCUUUGUGAAACAGUAUUGCAAGCAAGCCCUGGGGGCAAGUUUGUAUUAUGAGUCCAUCUGUAAUUUGCUCAGGGAUGGCAGACAAGAUGGCUGUCUGGUUUUGAGACACACUUUAUUUUAUGUUAACUUGUUAAUGUUUUUUAAAAAUUAAAAAUUUUUUAUGAUUGAGA
This is a messenger RNA of Mandrillus leucophaeus (drill), 1944 nucleotides long. It is a transcript of the gene UTP6, whose product is annotated as UTP6, small subunit (SSU) processome component, homolog (yeast). Gene Ontology annotation, biological process: maturation of SSU-rRNA from tricistronic rRNA transcript (SSU-rRNA, 5.8S rRNA, LSU-rRNA). NCBI's taxonomy places the organism in Eukaryota, Metazoa, Chordata, Mammalia, Primates, Cercopithecidae. The coding region runs from base 139 to 1755 and encodes 538 amino acids. The transcript is spliced from 18 exons. The record is from RefSeq and is a predicted model, not a curated record. Gene Ontology annotation, molecular function: snoRNA binding; protein binding. Gene Ontology annotation, cellular component: Pwp2p-containing subcomplex of 90S preribosome; small-subunit processome.